AUGCCGGACAGGGAAAAGGAGACGAGAAAGUAUACAGAUCAGGGAUACGACGAUAGAAAUCCUGCCUCAAUGAAUGGCACGGAAGAGUUCGAGGAAGAUCUAGCAGUCACCAUCCUUGAAACAGUUCUCAUCGGCACGGUAUCCGCCUUUGGUUUUAUGUGCAACUUCCUGUCGUUUCUUAUUUUGAUCCGACAUAAAGCUUUCAAAAAUUCGUUUGGUUAUCUGGCAGCUUAUGAAUCGCUAUCCAAUGCAUUUAUUCUACUAAUAUUUCUACUAUGGUCAACUCCAUGGACUUUACUAGAGAUACCCAUCGAACUAGAAGGGUUCAAUCUACUAAUCGGACAACUGUCUUUAUUAUUUGUCGAAGCGUCAUUCCAUUGCAGCCUGCUCAUCACUAUUAAUAGGUUGGUAGCAGUGAUGUUCCCGAUGUUCUAUCGAAGCAUGUUCAGCGAUCGGAUCACUCCACUGCUUUUGCUGGCAAUCUCGUUCAUCUCAUUACUUUACUUCGCUGUCUACUUCAUGGGUAUGUUUGAUUUCACGGCUGCAGUUUCUACUAACGAUCACCAGUACAAGGUGUGGACCUUUGGCGUGGAGCAGUGCAGCCAGAAAAUGUCCUUCUAUAUCGACAUGUGUUACAAUGUCUCAAUCUUCGUGGUCAUAUGUGGCAUUGAUAUGGUGGUAUUCGUGCACCUGAGAUCAGCAACAAAGGUUCAUUUGCUGUCCCCUAUUUAG
This is a messenger RNA of Ostertagia ostertagi, 732 nucleotides long. The record is from the annotation of a GenBank genome assembly. NCBI's taxonomy places the organism in Eukaryota, Metazoa, Nematoda, Chromadorea, Rhabditida, Trichostrongylidae.